Molecule: messenger RNA, 1165 nt
Organism: Caenorhabditis elegans
Lineage: Eukaryota; Metazoa; Nematoda; Chromadorea; Rhabditida; Rhabditidae
Gene: clec-65
Product: C-type lectin domain-containing protein
Exons: 8
Coding region: 8-1126 (372 amino acids)
Molecular function (GO): carbohydrate binding
Source: RefSeq, marked reviewed
CAGCGCCAUGUGGAAAGUGCUUGUGUUGCUCUGUCUGGCAGCAUCGCCAACUCUAUCCGUCAGUGACAGACGAUGCGGCACGAACGCCAACAAACUUUGGCUGGAUGUGGUAUUUGUCAUUGACAACUGCAAAAUAGGAAGUAUGAACCUUGUCUAUCAGACGAUUUCCAGUCUGUUCAGCAAGCAACUGCAAAUUGGAACUGGGUAUGAUGACCCGAGAAGUACCCGAGUCGGAUUUAUCACCUAUAACUGGAAUGCGACUGAUGUCGCAGACUUCUACAAACUUCAAUCUUGGGCCGACUUGAACAGUCAGAUUCAGCGCCUCCAAUACACUCCACAAUCAAGCUCCCCAGCUAGCAGAAUGGAUACAGGUCUUAACGCCGCAAUCGGAAUGAUUGAUGCGACCGCGGGAUUUCGUGACAAUUACAAGAAAAUUGUAAUUGUAUUUACAUCGGUUCAUGGAUCUUAUAAAAGCAAUCAACCUCGUGAUGUGUCGAAAAUUCUUAAAAGCCGCGGGAUCCCGGUGGUGACUGUGAAUACUGGGUCAAGUUCCGAUACUCAGGCGUAUCUCAAGCAGAUUGCCAGCGACAAUAUGAGCUUCGCAAUUGCCGACGGAAAUGUUACCCAAGAGAUUUUGAAAGCAAUGACGGAUACAAACUGCUUCUGCGAACAAGGUUGGGUCCAAUACAAUUAUCCAUGGAAUAACCUUCAAAAUCGCUACGGAACUUGCCUUUACACUGACACAACCGAUUAUUCCAGUAGAGAUGGCGCAAAAAGCAAAUGUCGACAAUAUAGUCCGAAGAGUUAUUUGGUGAAUGAGUUGGAUCAACAGAAGCGGGAUUUCAAUUUCAAUUUGGUCAAUUCCGACUCCACUAAACCGGUCAACGCAUUUUACAAUGGUCUAUUAAAUCUCAAUGGUAACUGGUAUUGGGAUCAGCCAAACGAUAGAUCACCGAUUCCGCUCGACCCCAACUCUGGAGCUCCACCAACUCGCAACGCUUGUGUUGCUGAUAUGAAGUAUUCAGAUGGAACUACCGCGUGGACUCCGGUGAGCUGUGCGAAUAACUUCCGAUUCAUCUGUGAGCAGGUCGCUUGUGAUACUGAUAAUUAUUGUGAUGGUGUUUGAAAAAUUGUGGAGAAAAUAUAAAGUUAUUAUUAAUCGCAU